Thyridium curvatum is the source of this 1161-nucleotide messenger RNA. RefSeq lists its product as uncharacterized. The transcript has 3 exons. The record is from RefSeq and is a predicted model, not a curated record. Gene Ontology annotation, molecular function: oxidoreductase activity. Bases 1 to 1161 code for a protein of 386 amino acids. Lineage: Eukaryota; Fungi; Ascomycota; Sordariomycetes; Thyridiales; Thyridiaceae.
AUGGCUCGUUCAAUUCUUUUCCUCUUCGCGCUCGCCAUUCUCACCGCACUCUCUCACGCCCAACGCUCAUAUGCACGCGAGGAGAGUGGCCAGAGACAACCACAAAAGUGCGGCAAGCUGUUAAUACGCAAAGAAUGGCGGACGUUGACGAAUAGCGAGAAGUCGGAGUGGGUCGGAGCCGUCAAGUGCUUGGGCAGUGUACGACACGAAAGGCUAUCACUGACGCAAGACAAGACGAUCCUUGAGGGGAAGAGGAGUCUAUACGACGACUUUUCUUAUUCGCAUGCCGCAGUAAGGCACAGCGCGCAUAGGAAUGCCUACUUCUUGCCGUGGCGUGCGUCCAUCCCGGUCCCCCCUUUUCUAUACUGUCCAAGCUCGUCACAUACUUACACGAGCGCAGAUCGUUGGUUCACCUACCUCUUCGACACCUCGCUCCGCCGCAAUUGUGGAUAUAGGGGUCCAACGCCAUACUGGGACUGGUCGCGCGAUCACGCAGAUCUGUUCGACUCGCCAGUGUUCGAAGACUCACCCGAGCACGGCCUGGGCGGCACGGGGGACUGCGAUCCCUCCUCCCCCGAGGCAGACUGCACCGUCGCCACUGGCGCUUUCGCCCUGUCCAACGGAGGCUUCGAGCUCGCGUGGCCGAUCCCCCACCCGCUGCGGAGGAACCUGACGCUCAUCACCGGCUGGUUCGCCCACGAGCUGCCCCAGAACCGGACCCUCGGCCCGGCCUCGGUGCGCAACGCCACCGAGCGGACCACGGGCGACUUCUUCAGCUUCCAGCGGGCCAUGGCGCUAAUGCACAACCACGUACACAACUUUGUCGGUGGCGACCUGGCCGGCGACUGCCCCAAGGCCCUGCGGGAGCAGGACUGCCCGGGCAUGGCGGAUAGCUUCACGCCCAAUGACCCGCUCUUCUGGCUGCAUCACGCACAACUCGACCGGUUGUGGAAUGAGUGGCAGCGCCGCCACCCGUCCAACUUCGCGGCAUUUUCCGGCAUGCCUCUGACCCCGCACAAUAUGACCAGCUCCAGCUACGAUCUUCACGCACAUGCAGAUCAUCUGAUGCCCUUUGACGUCCAGAGCGUGCCCGUGGCGCCGAGGAUGGUGUUUGAUAUCGAGGCUUGGCCGUUGUGCUAUCGGUAUGCAGAUGAGGAAUGA